CCACCCUUUGCCUUAGUUCAUGCUGGAGACAGGACCAGAGCUGCAUGUGAUUGAGGAGUAAGGAACCAACUUCAGCCUCGUGCCCUGCAGCCAAUGGCCGGGGCCACAUCGCAGUGGGAAUCCCAGGGCCUGAGCCCAGCUCACACAGCCCCAUCUCCCCCCGCACUGCACAGUGACCCUACAGCACCCUGCGGGCUGAGCCGCAGCCCAUUGCACCUGUCACUGCGUGGGAGCACCCGCAAUGUCUGUGCGCAGCAACCACAAGCGACGCACAAAGCUGCCACAAAGGUGGCACCAGGCUCCUGGCUGUGGGUCCUGCUGCUGCUCAUGGGUGCUGCGGCCAUGCCAGGAACCAGCGCCGGCUCCCACCGCUACCAGCAUUUCUACAUGGGGGUGUCAGACCCCAGCCCAGGCAUGCCCGACUUCACUGCCAGGGGCUAUGUGGACGACCAGCAAAUUCUCCACUAUGACAGCAAGACACGGAGACAGGAGCCGCGCGGAGACUGGGUGCAGAGAGCCGUCAGACCAGACUUCUGGGACAGGGAAACCAGAAGCUUGCAGGGCUGGCAGGGGGUAUUUCAAUCAAACCUGGUCACCCUGCGGUAUCGCUACAACCAGACCGGUGGGUCUCACACUCUCCAGUUCAUGUACGGCUGUGAGCUCCAUGAACACAACAGCACUGGAGGCCACAUGCUGUUUGGCUAUGAUGGGGAAGACUUCAUCAGCUAUGACCUGAGAACACGCACCUGGGUGGCAGCCCCGACACAGGCUGAGAGCACCCAGAGCAGGUGGAAUAAGGAUAAGGCCCUUCUUCAGGAUGCAAGAUCCUACCUGGAGGAGACCUGCAUUGAGUGGCUGCGGAAGUACCUGCAGCACGGGGAGGCAGCACUGCAGAGCAAGCAUCCCAUGGCACAGGUGAGCGACAGGCCAUCCCAGGACGGACGCACCACCCUGUCCUGCCGUGUGCAUGACUUCUACCCCAGAGACGUGGCUGUCGUGUGGCUGAAGAACGGGGAGGUGCAGCCCGAGACAAACCGCGCGGGGGUCCUUCCCAGCGGAGACGGGACCUACCAGACCUGGGCCACCAUCGAGAUUGACCCAAGCAGCAACCACAACUACACCUGCAGCGUGGAGCACGAGAGCCUGGGUGCAGCCCUGAGAGUGUCCUGGGACAAGGGCCGGACGGAGUCCAACUGGGUGCUGAUUAUGGGAAUCACUUUUGGUGUCCUGCUGGUCAUUGCCACGAUGAGCGCAGUUGCUAACUUCUUCUGUUUAAGGGAGCCUGCACCAUCUCCAGAGGGGCCCAUGGAGAAGGAGAGGAAAUAGCACAAAUCCAUGCACUAUAGCCCAUUCGCACCUUCCAAACAUCUUCAUUUCAGGGGCAUGGGUAGAGGAGGCCAAAUGCUCUGAUCUUUGGCCCUGGAUGCUGUCUUGGACAAUGCAAUCCUUUUUCCCUUUUUUUUUUCCUUUUUUUGGGGGCAGGGAGUGGGGCAGGUGAAGAGACCUUUUGAGUAUAAGAGCUUCUGCUGUGUAUUUAAAAUGGUGUGUCUGUGUGCUCACUUAUAAC
Messenger RNA from Alligator mississippiensis (American alligator), 1567 nucleotides. RefSeq names its product major histocompatibility complex class I-related gene protein. NCBI's taxonomy places the organism in Eukaryota, Metazoa, Chordata, Crocodylia, Alligatoridae. The transcript is spliced from 7 exons. Bases 94 to 1326 code for a protein of 410 amino acids. Gene Ontology annotation, cellular component: external side of plasma membrane. The record is from RefSeq and is a predicted model, not a curated record. Gene Ontology annotation, biological process: immune response.